AUGUCGCUAGAGCGCGCAGAACACAACUCGCUUGCCUGUCAGCUGUUCGCAACUGCUCCGUUGACCAACCCGAUCCCUGCCCUGGCCGCCGGCAUGAACAUACAAGGUUCGGUCGGAGCGUUUUGUAUGCUCCCUGCCCUCGACUUCAUGCAGUGGUGUAUGCCCGUGCCGACACGUCACUCACAGAGGCAAGCUGAGCCGCGCUAUUCAGCGUCGGAAUGUGUCGCUCCGCUCGUGAACCUGAAUAGAAGGCGAUGGAUCGCGACAGAGCACGACGAGUUGGUUGAUGAUGGUGUUAGUGUUGAAGCAAAAUCCUUUCCGAGUCACAGACUGACACGCGUGCGGUACAUGACAUCUUCCGCGCUACCGCAGCUGUCCACGUCGACACAUGGUCGAUGCUCGCCACGAGUCAGCCUGCGGAGUUUGCAGGUGUCCAAAUUCGCCGCUGCUGUGGCCUCCUUCACCCCUGCAAGCGAUUCGUGCCUGUAUGACUCUGACUCGCCAUCUCACGAUCGACAUUGCCAUGAAUGGUUUGAAUCCAACGUACCUCUUCUUCCGGGAUUAUAA
Pseudozyma hubeiensis SY62 is the source of this 567-nucleotide messenger RNA. RefSeq lists its product as hypothetical. The record is from RefSeq and is a predicted model, not a curated record. Bases 1 to 567 code for a protein of 188 amino acids. Lineage: Eukaryota; Fungi; Basidiomycota; Ustilaginomycetes; Ustilaginales; Ustilaginaceae. The transcript is spliced from 2 exons.